UAUUUUUAAUCCACUCUCUGUUACCUCAAUUUCUAAUAAAUAAAUCUUACACAAAUAGUCGUCUGGAUUCACUGAUUAUUUUUCCUAGUCAGUAGACUUAGAUUAUACACUGAUUAUAUAUGACUAUACACAUAUCUACAACUGCCGGCUAUUGCAAAUUUAAGCAGUUGGAUGGACGGUAUUAAUUCUUCUAUAAUUAAUAAUGAAAUGUAGGUCUUGUUCUCAGCGGGAACAGAAACUUCAGGAACAACAGUAAUAUGGGCUAUGACAGAAAUGAUGAGGAACCCAAGUGUGUUAGCAAAGGCACAAGCAGAAGUAAGAGAGACAUUCAAGGGAAAAGAGACUUUCGAUGAGGAUGUUAUUGAGGAAUUGAAAUACCUAAAACAAGUUGUUAAAGAAACCUUGAGACUUCAUCCUCCACUCGCUCUCUUAGUUCCAAGAGAAUGCAGGGAAGAAACAAACAUCAAUGGUUACACUAUCCCUUUAAAAACAAGAGUCAUGGUUAAUGUUUGGGCGAUGGGGAGGGAUCCCGAGUACUGGGAAGACGUGGAAAGCUUUAUGCUUGAGAGAUUCGAGCAGAGCUCUGUGGAUUUCAUGGGGAAUAACUUUGAGCUUCUUCCUUUUGGUUCCGGAAGGAGAAUGUGUCCGGGGGUUACAUUUGGUUCGAUCAAUGUUCAUCUUCCAUUUUAUCAUUUUAAUUGGAAACUCCCUGAUUGAUACCAAACGGUAUCUACAACACCAAAACAGUCCGCAACAGUCACCACAACAUGCCCAAACCCGCAACAACAAGACGACAAUAUGAUACAAGAAGCA
This is a messenger RNA of Capsicum annuum, 813 nucleotides long. Its product is annotated as premnaspirodiene oxygenase-like. NCBI's taxonomy places the organism in Eukaryota, Viridiplantae, Streptophyta, Magnoliopsida, Solanales, Solanaceae. Bases 265 to 717 code for a protein of 150 amino acids. The transcript has a single exon. Gene Ontology annotation, molecular function: oxidoreductase activity, acting on paired donors, with incorporation or reduction of molecular oxygen; monooxygenase activity; iron ion binding. The record is from RefSeq and is a predicted model, not a curated record.